AUGGCUGGCUUCAACAAGAUAGCUCAGGCCAUGGGUCCUUCAACAGCAUAUAUCACGUACACUACUCCCCAGCCCACGCGUCGCCCCCGUCGCGGUCGUCACACAUUGCGCACAUCGGAGACGCAAUGCCGCGCCACCCAACUGGUGCCACUUUACGAUCGUCUGUUCCCUGGCGAGCCCGUCGCGCUCGACACCGAAAUGCUAAACCACGUGCUGGCCGAUGAGACUAGACACAAGGCAGUCGGUAGAGUAAGCGUUACGAACAUCUCUGGAGAGACGGUCCUAGACGUCUAUGUCUACUAUCCUGAUGAUGCAUUCGAAUUACAAUUCUUCGACCCUCCGAGAUUUGGUGUCGAGGCAGACGACCUCCUCUCAAGCAAUGGCGCAGUUCCGAUCGAGACGGCUGUAGGCUGGUUAAGAAAGAUUUGCAGCGGCCGCGAUGUCAUCAUGCACGCCAAAUACAGCGACCUGAACGCCUUUGGACAGUAUGCCAGCGAGAUCUUCGGCAGAAGCACAGUCCACGACACCCAGGACUUUUACGGCGUGCGCAAAUUGGCUGAUCUUGCACUCGCGAAAUUGAAUAAGACUAUUCAGGCCGACGUUCACAGCUCCACUGAAGACGCUCAGGUCACUGGCGAGCUCUGGGUUCUCUACACGGGGUACGAUCGCGACGCCGAGUUCGCGAAGUACAUGUGGGGUGACCAGGUACCUGGCCAGAAUCGGCAGAAGGCAUCGAAGGACGGCAAGAAGAACGCAACUCAAGAGCCUCUGGCGGCAAAUGCAGGCUUCACAGCUGCUGGUGCUUGGGCGAAGCCUAUUCCAAAAUCGAAGCACGUGCAGCCAGGCCCAUCGAACAUGACUGUGAACAAGCAGCCCGGCCCAUCGAACAUGACCGUGAUCAACUACGGCACCAUGAUCCUGGGUCCGAGUGGCCAGGGGAAGCAAACAGUCACGGUAGCUCAGCAGCAGGCUCAGAGCCAGGUUCCAGCCCAGCCAGCCAAGGGUGGUGUGAAGUCUUGGGCCUCUGUUGCGGCGACCAAGCCCCAGAAGAAGCAGCAGCAGCCACGAGUUCCAGAAGUCUGGUAA
Messenger RNA from Cercospora beticola, 1086 nucleotides. RefSeq lists its product as uncharacterized. The record is from RefSeq and is a predicted model, not a curated record. Gene Ontology annotation, cellular component: nucleus. NCBI's taxonomy places the organism in Eukaryota, Fungi, Ascomycota, Dothideomycetes, Mycosphaerellales, Mycosphaerellaceae. Gene Ontology annotation, molecular function: exonuclease activity; nucleic acid binding.